GUACUACUUAUUGUCUGUUGUCUAUCUGACAUCAUUGGAGGCAAGGGUGAGCUAGCAUUGCCAUCGCAUAUUGGCUUCAUCCGAUGGAAUAAUUUCUUGAUUCUUCGAGAUCCCGCGUACCUCCCGCCAAGACUGGACCUGGCCCUCCCUGCCGAAUCCGGUGUGUUCGAGGUCAGAUCUCCAGGAGAAGAACAGCAUCGCGACCGCGGUUGCAUCGUCUCUGUCCUGUGUUCACAUCUCAAUCGGCUCCCACUCUCUGAGCAGAGAUCGUUAAAGAUGAUCCCUCAUAGGAGCACGGGGCUGUUGGCUAUCAUUGUCUUUGUCGCGCUUCUUCUUUUCAUCUUCUCAUCCUCUCCUAUCCCUGAGCCGACAGUUGAAGGCGAGGAAGGCGAGCAGCCUUCAAAGUAUCAUGUCCCGCUACCAAAACUCCCGUCGCUGAGCAAUUUCCACCUGCCAUCGUUCCGUCCUCCAUCGCACGAAGCCCCCGCGGAACAAACAAAUAGUACGAGUGGCGAGUCGAAAUGGUUCAGCACAUGGGAAUGGAAGAACCCCUUCUCGUCAGCCAUUACCCUGGAUGAGAACCGCUCCGUCCUUCCUCCGCUGCAGGAACGCCGUCGAAUCUACACCUAUUACAACCCUAAAUAUAAUCCGAAGAAGCACAGUGGCAAGGACUUGAAGGACGACCACGAUGCGGAUGAUCAACUUUUACUCGCCUGGCGACGAGCCUGGUUUGCGAAGGGAUUCCGGCCCGUGAUCCUCACCCCGGGCGACGCGAUGAAGAACCCAUACUAUGAGGUGGUGCAGAAAUUGAAACUCAACGAGGAUUUGGAGAACGAGGUCUUCCGUUGGUUGGCUUGGGGCCACAUGGGAGCUGGAAUACUCGCCGAUUUCGAAUGCUUCCCUAUGGCACGAUAUGACGACAAUCUCCUGACAGCUUUGCGACGCGGAAUGACGCCCGAGUUCAUCACUCGUUUUGAUAACUUCCAAGGUGGGCUCUAUUCCGCAGAGAAGCAGCGCAUCAAUCAGGCCAUUGAAGGCGCGGUCAAGAAGCUGGACGACAAGUCCACCUCAUUCUCGGACCUGAUCGAUCCUGCGUUGUUCAAGGUGGAGCAGCCAACUGCUCUUGCAUACUACAGAUCUUCUAGUAUCACCUCGCACUAUCCAACUGUCCAUGAAAAGAUCAGCCAAAGCCCGGCAGCUGGCCGACUACAGCUAGUGGAACUUAUCAAUGCGCACCUCCAUAACACUUUCCAGAACGCGUUCCCAGCCGGCUUGGCCGUGCUGAAGCCCUUUCCUCAGCAUACUACGGCCCUGGUGGAGCCUGCACUACGUUUGGCCAAGACUCUGAUCCAAUGCCCGGAGUCCCCAAUGCCAAACUCUUGCCCUCCCAACAUUCCUGAAUGCCGUCCCUGCGGCUCCGCCAAGGGGGCCAUGCGGAUCAGUCAGCCAGCAAGCUUCAAGAACACCUCCUUCCUAUUCACAAUCGGUACUCUGCCCCACCCGUACACCCUCGUCAGUCUGCAGAAGAGCUCCGACGAGGUGACUACGCGUCAGAUCCGUCGUGAGACUGAGCGAGACCCGUGGUUGGCCGACGUCACCAAGGAGCACCUCGGAGGGGAACUGGGCGGCUCGUCCCGGGGAGCUGUAUUCAAACAGGUUGUCGCUGGUGAGCAAGCUGUUGCUAACUCUCUAUGGAUGACCGUCGAGUCCCUCCCUGCGGCGGCUGGACAGAGUCUUCCAGCCGAGCUUCUGGAUGAGUUCGAGUGGCAAUUUGGAUUCAAGAUUCCCCGCAGUGGCGCUAUCGACCCGAAUACGGCAGGUGACAAGGAGAGCAUACAGAACAAGAAUCCUAGCCAGCAGGGCGUAGGCAAAGAGUAUGAGUUGAUCAGGAAGGCCCGCGAGGUGAUCAAAAGCGUGGAUACCAACCGGAUCAACAUCAAGAACGUCGCCGAAGCCUGGAACCUGGCGGACACCGAAGUGUGGCGAUUCGUGAAAGCUUAUCGGGCCCGAAGUGUCGUUGAGCGCCAGCAGUGGGAAGAAGAGGAGAAAGCCUUUUCUGGCCCCUCGCCCUAGGCGCGACAACUGAUUUUUUGAUCAUUUACAUGUUUUAUCUUCUUCUGGUAUAUGUCUUCUUGUACUCCAGCAUUUUCGGCGCAUUGUGGGAUUUGGAUAGAAUUUACCGGUCAAUGAGUG
Messenger RNA from Penicillium subrubescens, 2193 nucleotides. RefSeq lists its product as uncharacterized. The transcript is spliced from 2 exons. The annotation marks the transcript as partial. NCBI's taxonomy places the organism in Eukaryota, Fungi, Ascomycota, Eurotiomycetes, Eurotiales, Aspergillaceae. The record is from RefSeq and is a predicted model, not a curated record.